Molecule: messenger RNA, 3939 nt
Organism: Oreochromis niloticus (Nile tilapia)
Lineage: Eukaryota; Metazoa; Chordata; Actinopteri; Cichliformes; Cichlidae
Gene: gprin1
Product: G protein regulated inducer of neurite outgrowth 1
Exons: 2
Coding region: 469-2814 (781 amino acids)
Biological process (GO): neuron projection development
Cellular component (GO): plasma membrane
Source: RefSeq, a predicted model, not a curated record
UGAGAGGUUUUAUCACCAAUUUAUGCCUCCUUUAAAAUUUCUCCAGAUUAGCCAGUUCACAGGUUUAUCUCUGCACACGUAGCUGCCAUUGUGUUUCUAUGAGAACCUGAAGUUAAUUACUAUGAUUUACUGCUGAUUAGAGAGCUGUAGAGAGAUUUUGCCAUUACAUUACCACUCACUGCCAGAAACCCGACCGUGGUUUCCAGGGAAACUGGAAAUGUGAAGCUUUUCAACAGACACAGCCACAGCCUAAAGAGCGAGGAUUGCCUAAGAUAGAUUCUUCUAGAGACAAACCUGUACCCACUGCAAUCAGCAUCAAUCACCGGGGGGAGAUGCACGGACAGAUGUUUGUCUCAAUCGGUGCUGAGAUUUGCAAUGUUUGACCCAAAUCUGAAGAAGAGUUGUGGAGUGGCUUCAGCCUGACUUUAGACUGCUGAGGUAAUUCUAGCCCUUUAAUGCGGAGACAGAAUGGGAAGCCUUAAGGAUGAGAUGAGAGGUGUCACGGAGGACCACCAGCCUUGCGAGAAGACGGAUAAUGGGGGGCAUCCAGGAGGCUCAGAUAGCACUGCUGCACCUGAAGGACCUCAACUGUACAGGAGUCAAGAGUCAACCACUCAAGGGGACUAUCAGUCGGCACUACAGGGGAAUGUCAGCUCAGUUGAGGAGAAAGAGAAAAACCUAAUAUCUAAAGAUCAAGUGCUUUCAGGGGGGGAUUAUGGCAAUGCUGACCUAACAGACACUGAACGAGUUAAAAACUGCACACAAAUUGAUGCCAUGCCUGCAAUGGUGGAGCACAAUAAAACAACAACGGCAGCUACAAAUAAUGAUGCAACGGUGUCGAUCAAGUUUCUGAGUGAUGAAGAUGGAAAACCUGAAAUUCAAGAGGAAAACUUUGAGGAUCAAAAUCGCAACAGAGAAAAAGAUGCAGUAAUUGAGAAAAUCUCAGUUGCUGUCCCAUCAACUCCAGACCCUUGUGACCCACGCUCCCCGGCCCCUUUUGGGCAGCACCACAUGCGCACACAGGUGAGCCUCGAGGUGGUGCAGUGCUGCUCGGCAGCAACCAGCCCCAUGACUCCUCCAGAGGGCAGCCAUUCCUUCUUCUUCCCAAGUUCUUUUGGGAAACCUCAAGCCGUGGGCACCGACACUAAAGAUGCAGAGUUGCAGGUGGGUCAGCAAGUGGAGUUCUGCUCUGUCGCCACAUCCCCCAUGACCCCAAAGUCCCCGUAUAGCACGGCUUUCCCAGAGUUUAUCGGGAGAGAGCCAGCGCAAAGGGAUGAGAAAGUGAAAAAGAAUGAGGAGCAGAGGGAGACUGGUCAGCAGGAGACAAAAGUUUCAGCAGAGGCUGCGUCAGAAACAACUGAAAUUUUAAAAUUUACUGCAUCAAAGGAGAUGACUGAGAGUUCCACCAACGGAGUGGAUGCUGAGUUAAUAGGUGCACAUGUAAGUGUGGAGGAUAGCAAUCAGCAGUGUAAGCAGCAGAGGAUGGGAAGUAUGGAUCAAGAUAUUACAAUCUUGGUGACCCAGUAUGGCAACAAUGAGGAGGAAGAAACGGACAAGGCUGAGUCGUUUUUUUAUUCUGUUGAACCGGAGAUGGUCAAAAUAGAUGAAGAUGAGGUUGGAGAAAACUGCAGUGAUAUAAACAGGGAGGACGGAAAGGGAAAGUCCUUCAGUGAAAGUGUUCACGGGACCACAAACGAUCCACAAACUAAAGAACCUUCUGCUGCUGUCAGUGAACAUCCAAAAACAUACACGGGAUCCGAGCAGUCAGAGGUCAAAGACGACAAAGAUGCAGGUGAAAAAAAGAGAGUUGUUUCUGCAAAAAAAUCCCCCAUCCCUGAAUCACCGGCUCCCUUUGGCUGCCACAACAUCCGCACACAGGUGAGCCUGGAGGUAGUGCAGUGUCAGUCUGUGGCCACCAGCCCCAUGACCCCUCCUGAGGGGGACCAGGCCUUCUAUUUCCCCAGCUCUUUUGGAAAAUGUGGGGCUGUGGGCACAGAGACUAAAGAUGCUGAGCUGCAGGUGGGUCAGCAGGUGGAAUUUCGCUCUGUCGCUACCGCACCCAUGACCCCGAGAACUCCCACGAUUAUGACUUUCCCUCAGGUCAUGAAGGAGCCUAGCAUAGAGGAGAAGAUAGUGGAGGAGGAAGAGGAAAAGAAAGAAGAGGCAACAGAGGAGAAAGAGGAAAAGAAAGAGGAGGCGACAGAGGAGAAAGAGGAAAUGAAAGACGAGGCGAAGAAGGAGAAAGGGGAAAAGAAAGAGGAGGCGACGGAGAAGAAAGAGGAAAAGAAAGACGGGGCGAAGGAGGAGAAAGAGGAAAAGAAAGAGGAGGCGAUAGAGGAGAAAGAGGUAAAGAAAGAGGAGGUGAUGGAGGAGAAAGAGGAGAAAGUAACGCAAGAGAAAAAGGUGGAGGGAGUUGAAGAGAACACAAAGGAGGAAAUAAACUGUAAGGAGAAAGAUGAGGAGAAAUGCGAGGAGCCAGUGCAGGAGGUGAGCUGGGAUGAGAAGGGGAUGACGUGGGAGGUGUACGGAGCUGUGGUGGAAGUAGCCGUGCUGGGCUCUGCCAUCCAGAAACACCUGGAGAAGCAGGUGAAGAAGCAGAAGAGGCAAUCCUCCAUGCCCCCGCCGCCUCCGCUAAACCCCUCAGCUACACCCCUGACCUCAGAGAUAGCCCAGGGGGGUUCAGGUAAGGGCCGUGCAGGGAGGAGAGGGGAGCAUGAUGGGAAAGCGGGCCGACGCAGAAGAAACCCCUUCCGCCUGCUGAUGGAGAAUAUGCAGCAGCCACACUGUUGCUCCAGAGCUCAUACCACUGAGUGACAGGAGAGAAAGUUUACAUGGUAUCCGAUACACGUGGUCGAUAUCCAGUGCAUCCACUGAAUGACGUCGUCUUGACGGUGUGAGAAAAAGAAGGAAAAAAUUCACACCUUCACUCAAGACAAGCAAGCACAAAAGGAUUUAAUAUGAAGUUUGCACCGAGAAGCAUUAACCGCUGAGAAAGCAGCCAUAAAUUAUGAUUUCUCUUUUUAUCCCCCACACCCCCCACCCUCGCUGAUUGGUAUCUUAUUCACAAAUCUCUCUGCACACACCGACAGAGUGAUGAUGGACGUUUGGGGAAACGAGAGCGAUGCGUCAGCGUCAUCAUCAGCCUGGCUCUCCUCCUUUAGUGUUUUUCGCUGAAACCAUUCAGCCGUCCACUGACUCAUUUUAGCUGUUGGUGCUUUUUUUUGUUGUUGUUUUUUCCACUCACCUCACACAAUAUGAAGCCAUGGCAACCAGCUUUUCUCCUGGUUGCUAAAAAGCUUGUUAAGCUUCGACAGAGAGAUGAUGGUGUAAUGACAGGUUUUGAGUGUGAUGUGUGACCUGGUGGCCUGGGGGAUAUUUAAAUCGAUUAAGUGUUGCCUUGAUCUCUUUGUAAGAGGAGUCUCUACUGUCAGUGCAGGCUUUUAUAUGUCUUAUAUAUUGCUUUAGAUUUGGCACAGUGUUUUGACUUGUUUGUAUUGUGAAAAGUGUUUUAAAAAAAGACAAAAAACAAAAAAAAUGAUGACGCGUACAAUCACCUUUCGAGGAAAGUAAUGACUCCUGAUAUCAGGGUAUUUUUAGUCAUGACUGCUUACAGUAUUUUAAUGCCAUAAUCUGUGAUCCUGUUGUAAAUUAUGUGAAGGCAACGAUUUUAAAUGUGUUUUAACGCCGCGGUUGUUACAGUGUCAGUGAAUGUACGCGUUCACCAGCAUUAACUUCGGAUCCACAUUCAAAGGAUCAGAAUUUAUUCAUGGAUUGCACUUGUGUUACAUUCAUUUAGGUGUCAGUAAACAGUGAAUAAUCUUUUCAAUCUGCUGCUUGUUGGAAGUCACUCUGCAUGAGUUUUUUUUUCUCUUCAUCAAGAAUGUCAUAGCAAACACUGACAAAUGAAACAGGGAAAAGAGAGAGAGAGAUUUUGGCAGA